UCGGCAAAGGAUGCCCGAAGACCCCCCUCGGCGGACCUCGACCUCGACACAAGUAUAUCUGGAAGCCGACUCUCCUCUCACACCAGAUCUCACUUCGGAACCUGUACCUGGAAAAAUUAAAGUUCCCCAAAUUGGAUUAUACGAUGGGACUUCGGACCCCGACUCACACCUCGGUCACUAUACUUCGUGGAUGGAUCUGCAUGGGGCCUCAGACGCACUUCGAUGUCGCAUGUUUUCUCUUACGUUAGGACCUCGGGCUAAAAAGUGGUACAAUUCUUUUCCUCCUCAUUCUAUUUGGAAGUGGCAACAGCUGAGGUCGGCUUUCCGAUCUCAUUUCAUCGGGGCCCAAGUAUGUUUAAUUCCGAAAGAAUCCCUUGCAAACGUAACUCAAAAAGAUGAUGAAAGUGUCAAGGACUACAUCGCUCGAUUUAACGACCGAGUUCAGAAUAUAGAGCCUUGUCAUCCUGAAACCUUGCUUGUUAUGGCUAUCGUCUGGCUGAAACCGAACUCGAUUUUUCGCUGGACACUGUGUCAGAAUAAGCCAAACACCUUCCAGGAAUUUCUUGCCCGAGCUCAACAGCACAUCAUUGCCGAGGAAGCCAUGUCGGUACCCGACUUUAGUUUUAACCCGAAGUCUUCUAAGACGGGAACCGACGAGAAGAAGAAAAAUAAAUUUUUCGAUAAGCAAAACAAGGCUCAAUUUAGAGGACCUCCCCGAGGGGAUGCCAACGAUCCUGAAGUUCGAGCAGCCCGAAAAGAGUAUGCUACCGACGUGAAAUCCGGUUAUCAAACCGUGUAUUCGACUGGGGCUGCCACCAUAUACAAAAAAAUUAAAGGGAAAGGUAUCUUGCCAGAUCCCAAGCCACUUCGGAUGCCCGAGGAGAAAUUAGACAAAUCCCGAUAUUGCGAUUACCAUAAAUCGCCAGGGCACAAUACUGAUGAAU
Molecule: messenger RNA, 944 nt
Organism: Striga hermonthica
Lineage: Eukaryota; Viridiplantae; Streptophyta; Magnoliopsida; Lamiales; Orobanchaceae
Source: the annotation of a GenBank genome assembly